UGGAUGGUUUAACACCAAUCAGCGAGUAGUGGCGUUAGAAGAAACUGUGACAGUACUGAAGGCGUGGUACCACACUGAUACGACACAAAGAUGGCCAAGGUACUGGCCAAGCAACAAGAAGAAGAAAAGAAGAAGCGGGCUUUGGAAGAAGAAGAGAGUAGGUCAAAGGAGAAGAAAGAUCGUGAAGAAUUUCAGAAGCAGUUGAACGAUGCGUGGAAUGCGAAGUUUGAAGCUAUGUGUGGUUCUCUGCGCAGCGGUAGAGGUGCAGGUGCCAAUGAAGAGGAAAUCAACAAAUUAAAGAAGCAGGUUGAAUCACUGCAGAUUCGUAAUACGCAGGGUAACUCGCUGGGAGCCUCUACUAGCAAGGCGGCGGGAGGGGAUGAUGCAUUUCUGGCACGUAUGAUGCAAGAACAAGAGAUAAUCAAGCAACCGAUGGAAACUGCGAUGAAAGCUUGCCAGCGAAUGGAGAGCUUGGAAGAAGAGAUUCGAACUUUGAAGAAGGCAGAGGAGGAAGCGGUGAUGGAAGCCGAAAUUUGGAAGAAGGAGGCGCUGAAAUCGGGAAACAAACAGCAGGAGAAUGCCAAACUUAAAGAGGAGUUGAGUAAGCGGGAUGCUGGUAGGAAGGAGACACCCCGAUCCUCCUUCCCUGACCGACUGGAUGAUGUAGACAAAGAAGGGAAGGCAAUACACAAGUCCAGUAAAGGAAAGAAGAAAGUCGGAGAAAUCGAUAGCAACACAAAUGUCGACCGAGAAGUCUUUAUCAGGGAAGCGGCGAAGGAGUUGCGAGGUAAGAAGAAGGAUGCUAUUACCGAGAUCUGUCUAAAAGAAGGUGCUAAGUACACCACUCUCGGUGAAACCAUUGCGGAGAUCAUCGCCAAGAGAGUCGAGAGGGCGUUUGGCAAGCGACCUGCCAUUCAGGAGUUGUCUGAUGACGUGGCUGGUGAUCCGCUGCACGAAGACAAAGAAGAUGGGAGGGAUUCGGCUACUUCUUAGGAUCCCUCCUGAGCGCGGCUAACUUGUGGU
Messenger RNA from Chara braunii, 1023 nucleotides. NCBI's taxonomy places the organism in Eukaryota, Viridiplantae, Streptophyta, Charophyceae, Charales, Characeae. The record is from the annotation of a GenBank genome assembly.